CAAGUUUUGAUCUAAACCUCUAGCUUACUUUUCUGCCCAUUAUGAUGACAACACAAAGUAAUAUAUCCAGCUCUGCACCUACCGAUGACGUUCCCGUUCUCCCCGAGUAUGAAUCCCACCACUUGAUCGAAGGGCUUCGGGAAUUUGCAUUGGAAGAUGUUGGAACAAAGGGGUGGAUGAAACAGCAUCAAGUUAUUGAGCGAUUGAAUAUGCAGGCCCAUUAUAAUACUCAGAAAAUGAACGAGGAGUUUGUCACUGAGGGUCUCAUAUUGGCUAACAAGAUUAAAACGAUUGUCCACGAUCUGUUGCUGAUUGAUGCGUGGAAAACUCGAAUACUGCCUCUGAUUCAAAGUAAAAUUGAGCGAGCGAAUACGCUGAAGCUAUACUUUAUUAUCUACCACGAAGCAACCGUGCUCAACCUCCUUGAGAUUGUGUUAUUUAAUUCUGCGGCAUGUGAAGCGGGUGCAGAUGCAUUGGUUGAUUUAGUGGAUUAUUGCGCAAAAAAGAUUGGAGCUUUGGGUAGCUGGGACGACACGCAGGCCAUCGAUGAAGAUCAUCCACUGGCCAGCGCGCAAACCACGCUUCCCUUAACAACUCACCUCUCGAGCCUCUCGCUCAUCCGACACCUAACGACCCAUCUGUCUUCUCUCCCGUACACCCUAACUACGCGGCUGCUGGGUAAACACGAUAUGAUUUGCGCUUUAGUAUGGGUUAUGGAACGCGCACCGUGGCAGAGGAGACGGCGGGAAGGGAAGGCAUGGAUUCUGGAGAGAUUUGGAGAGGGUGGUGAAUGGAGAAAGGUUGUGGGGGAAGAUGUUGAGAGGGUAACCGGAUGGGAAGCGCAGACAUGGCUAGCACUAUACAACUUGCUUCUUACCGAUGAAUGCCGCCAAAAAUACCAAUUCAACACCCACAACCAUGCGGUUGUUCUCAAACUCAAACCACACCUCACGGCAACCGUCCUCGACCAAAUUCCCCCAUUGACCUCCUUACUCCGAUACCUCGAAGAACUCUCCCUUUUCACUCCCCCCGAACCAGGGACAACCGGUACAUUGUUGACCGGAUUUGUGGAAGAAGUGCCUCUUGUCAUGGAAGGGAUUUUGCGGAAUGUGGACCUGGAAAAGAUUGGUGAGAGUACUUUGACGAGACUGGUAGAUGAUGAUGAAGAAACUGUCAAAGGACUUGCCGAAACAUAUACUCACCCGACACUCUCGACACUUUUGCCUGAUGCACCGAAAUGUGCCAACCCCGAUUGUCCAAACCGGUCAACGCAUACUGCUACACAACGGUGCUCGAGGUGUAAAAGCGAAUGGUACUGCUCGAGACCUUGUCAGGUCAAGAAUUGGGGUGAACAUAAAAAGGUUUGUGAUUUACUCAGGGCGGCUAUAUAGAUGCAAACAAAACGGGUGUAGAGUAACGUUGACAGCAAAGAAAAAUGUGACCGAUUCGUCAGAUAUAAAAGCUAUCUCACCUAUAUACAAAAAUUAUCAUCAAACAUUAACAGGCUUCACGUCAGACACCUUCUCGGUCUGAUAUUUAUCAUACAA
Molecule: messenger RNA, 1547 nt
Organism: Spizellomyces punctatus DAOM BR117
Lineage: Eukaryota; Fungi; Chytridiomycota; Chytridiomycetes; Spizellomycetales; Spizellomycetaceae
Exons: 9
Coding region: 42-1391 (449 amino acids)
Cellular component (GO): cytoplasm
Source: RefSeq, a predicted model, not a curated record